CAGUGACAGCUGCCUCUGGCCAUCAUUUUUGUCCUUAACUGUGAACUGGAUUCUCCCAGCUAUCCAAUAGGAUCUUUGAAAACAGCUUCUUUCUUUCUUUUUUUGACAAAAUGAGGAUUUUCAUAGCUUUUGAGGGAUCUUUUGAACCAUUUGAUGUUUCAGCAGAUGAAACUGUGGAGGCUGUCAAGCUGAUGAUAAAGGAUUAUUUCCACAUUCCUCUCUCUGAAGAUGAACAAGGCAGGAGGUAUCUGGAGCUGAUGUACGCUGGAGCAGCCCUAAAGGACAGCUGGAGUCUUACUGAUGUUGGAAUAUCUUUUUGUUCAACUCUCAAAUGCUUUGUUAAGGAAGAAGAAAAGCCCACUCUCUGCCUGUUCAAUGCUGUGACCCAAGAGACAAUGCCCAUUAUGGAGAGCAUUUCCCUUCUUGGUAAAAAAGUGUCUGAUCUGAGAACACUGAUAGCUCUGAGAUGUGGAUUCCCUGUGAGUGUCUUCUGUCUUCGGACCCCAGAGGGACUGGAGAUGUACGACUGCAACACGCUCAGGGACUACCAGACAGACCUCGGCACGACACUUCGCUUGGAUGUCUGGGAUGGAUGGAAGGGAUUUCUGAUGGGCUGUCUCCUCGGACAAAAACUUAAAGUCCAACGCUAUUUAUCAAAUGAAGGACCAGUACUCAAGUAUCAGAAAAGGGUUGCCCUGUACAUCGCCGCCUUUUACAGGCACACUGAGCUCACUGAAUGGGCCCUGAAGCAGGGUGUGCGGCCCCACGAGAUGGUCGGCGUGCACCCCUACCGAGCUUGGUGCCAUGAAGCCCUUCACGCAGAUGUCUCUAAAUGCCCCAUUCAUGCAGCCGCAGAAGCGGGCCAACUGUUGAUUCUGAAGGCUUUUGUCAACUGCAGCGUGCUGUGCCUGGAAUGCAAAAACGCAGCGGGACAAACUCCCCUUACCAUUGCGUUCAAACACAAGCAUGAAGACUGCGUAUUAUAUUUACUGAGUAAAAUGUGGUCCACUGUUUCUUUUCUGAAAAUCUCAGUCCCCAUGAGGAUUUAUAUUAAAAUAAAACAAUGGGUACUCAGAGCUCAGAGUCACAACCUUAAUAAAAGCCAGCUUUGCAGAGCAAGGGUCUUUGGAGCAAAAGUUGGAGACAUUGUGAUGGUGGAUGGUUUCACCAAACCCAAAACGACCUCCAAGAGCUGGCAUAAGGCUGAGAACAAGGACUCACAAGGCACUGUGGGCAAACUACCGCCUCUCAGGGAGCAAACUGUAAGCAGGAAACGUGUCAAUCCUGUGGCAAUUUCACAGCAGGACACAAGAGAACAAACACUCAAAUUUCUUCCGCUGGUAGAUGCAAAUACAUUCUUUGAAUUACAAAAACAACAAAAUCGGAAAAAUAUUACUGCCACAGCUAGGAAAAAAGAAAAGCUCAUAAAAAAUACAUAUCUCCCCCAAGUCCCCCUCCCUCCAGUUUCAAGAGUGAGCUAUUCACACCCAUCUUUUUACUAUGCAACACCCAGUGCCAACUUUUUACUCAGAUCCUCCUUUGCAUCUUUCUCAGAGCACAGUGGAAGGACUCCAAGGGAGAAUGCCAUCUACUACUUAGCUGUGGCCAGUGCCUUUAAAGAGAAACGACGGCUUCAGCAGUUAGGAACAGCAAGAGUCCUAGCGAAAAAGAGCAUUUCUAACCUGACUACCCAAGGAGGCCUGACAGCGUGUGAAAAUCCUCCGGAAAUUUUGCUUUGAAAAGUCAUGACAAUCCCAGUUUGGGUGAAGACCUGGUCAAAUAGAACUUCUAGUUCUAAUGCUAACAUUUCUAAUAACAGUUCUAAUGUUGGAAUUUCUAAUAACAGUUCUGACGCUACAUGACUAUCAACAGGUUAUUUAAUGUUUAACACCAUGUUUCCUUGGACUCCAUCACGCAAAGUGAAAAUUUAGGGCAUUUGUUUUUGCAUAAAGAGUCUGAGGAAGAAUUCAUAAGAAACUAAGAAUAGUAGUUGCCAACAGGGUAGGGCAACUGGGAAGGUGGGAAACGAGGACAUGAGCAAGAAUGUUUACUUUCUCUUAUUUUUGCUUUCCUGGGAUUUUUAAAAAUACUUUUUGUUUCUUAAACCAUAUGAAUGUAGUACAUAGUAAAAAAUUAACUUAAAAAAAUUCUAUAUAGGGCAAGUCCCUAGGAGAGUUAUAAAUACCAUCUAAGUCUAAUACUGGUCUCAGACAUCUUUUGAAUUUCUGCUAAAACACUGCUUACUAUUAAUUUUUAAAAAUUGAGGUAGAGGGCUUCCCUGGUGGCACAGUGGUUAAGAAUCCGCCUGCCAAUGCAGGGGUCACGGGUUCGAGCCCUGGUCCGGGAAGAUCCCACAUGCUGCGGAGCAACUAAGCCCAUGCGCCAUGGCCGCUGAGCCUGUGCUCUAGAGCCCAUGAGCCACAACUACUGAGCCCGUGUGCUGCAACUACUGAAGCCUGUGUGCCUAGAGCCUGUGCCCCCACAACAAGAGAAGCCACCGCAAAAAGAAGCCUGCAUGCCACAACUACAGAAAGACUAUGCACAGCAACAAAGACACAAUGCAGCCAAAAAUAAAAAUAAAUUUAAAAAAUAAAUAAAUUUAUUUAAAAAAAUUGAGGUAGAGUUUUCAUACAGUAAAUUGCAAAGAUCUUAAAUCAACGGCUUUAACUAAUAUAUACAUCUGUGUAACU
Messenger RNA from Orcinus orca (killer whale), 2690 nucleotides. RefSeq names its product ankyrin repeat and ubiquitin domain containing 1 (gene ANKUB1). Lineage: Eukaryota; Metazoa; Chordata; Mammalia; Artiodactyla; Delphinidae. Gene Ontology annotation, molecular function: protein binding. The record is from RefSeq and is a predicted model, not a curated record.